Messenger RNA from Eptesicus fuscus (big brown bat), 1747 nucleotides. It is a transcript of the gene PISD, whose product is annotated as phosphatidylserine decarboxylase. Bases 330 to 1454 code for a protein of 374 amino acids. Lineage: Eukaryota; Metazoa; Chordata; Mammalia; Chiroptera; Vespertilionidae. The record is from RefSeq and is a predicted model, not a curated record. Gene Ontology annotation, cellular component: mitochondrion. Gene Ontology annotation, biological process: phosphatidylethanolamine biosynthetic process. Gene Ontology annotation, molecular function: phosphatidylserine decarboxylase activity. The transcript has 8 exons.
AAUGAGGAGCUGGCCUCUCCACCCACUGACUUGUGCUGGUCCAGGUGGGCCGGCCGGCCGGUGCUGGAGGCUCCCAGGACCUUCUGCUGUUGGCGUGCCUGCGGCCAGCAUCCUGUGCCGGCCUCUCUGUGCUUUCGCUCCUUUUUGUCUCGUCUCACGUGGCGUUUGCUUGGAGUGUGGAGUCCCUGCUCCACCCAGUGGUCUCUGAGCCGAGGAAGCGGCCCACCAGCCAUCUUUGAGCAGUGACAGCCCAGGAGCUCCUGGGGGGAAGGGCGGAAGGAGGAGGAACAAAGGCGGUCGUGCUGGCGCCGCCUCCCUGCCCGCCCACCAUGUGUCAGUCAGAGGCGAGGCGAGGACCGGAGCUCAGCACGGCGAAAUGGUUGCACUUCCCCCAGCUGGCCCUGCGACGGAGGCUGGGACAGCUGAGCUGCAUGUCCAGACCUGCGCUGAAACUGCGCUCCUGGCCCCUGACGGUCCUCUACUACCUCCUGCCCUUCGGUGCCCUCAGACCGCUCAGCCGGGUGGGAUGGAGGCCCGUGAGCAGGGUGGCGUUGUACAAGUCGGUGCCCACGCGCUUGCUGUCGCGGGCCUGGGGUCGCCUUAACCAGGUGGAGCUGCCGCACUGGCUGCGCCGGCCCGUCUACAGCCUGUACAUCUGGACCUUCGGGGUGAACAUGAAGGAGGCCGCCGUGGAGGACCUGCACCACUACCGCAACCUCAGCGAGUUCUUCCGGCGCAAGCUGAAGCCGCAGGCCCGGCCCGUGUGUGGCGUGCACAGCGUGAUCAGCCCGUCCGAUGGGAAGAUCCUCAACUUUGGGCAGGUGAAGAACUCGGAGGUGGAGCAGGUGAAGGGGGUCACCUACUCGCUGGAGUCGUUCCUGGGCCCGCGUGCCUCUGUGGAGGACCUGCCCUUCCCACCAGCCGCCUCCUGCAGCUCCUUCCGGAGCCAGCUGGUCACCCGAGAAGGGAACGAGCUCUACCACUGCGUCAUCUACCUGGCCCCCGGCGACUACCACUGCUUCCACUCGCCCACCGACUGGACCGUGUCCCACCGGCGCCACUUCCCAGGCUCCCUGAUGUCCGUGAACCCCGGCAUGGCCCGCUGGAUCAAAGAGCUCUUCUGCCACAACGAGCGGGUGGUCCUGACCGGGGACUGGAAGCACGGCUUCUUCUCGCUGACAGCUGUGGGGGCCACCAACGUGGGCUCCAUCCGCAUCUACUUUGACCGGGACCUGCACACAAACAGCCCGCGGUACAGCAAGGGCUCCUACAACGACUUCAGCUUCGUGACCCAGGCCAACAGGGAGGGCAUCCCCAUGCGCAAGGGCGAGCACCUGGGCGAGUUCAACCUGGGCUCCACCAUCGUGCUCAUCUUCGAGGCCCCCAAGGACUUCGACUUCAAGCUGAAAGCAGGACAGAAAAUCCGGUUUGGGGAGGCCCUGGGCUCCCUCUAGGGCCUCUCCUGGCUGCCGCUGCUGAGGGACCUAAACAGAAAUGGGAGAGUGUGAGGAACCUCCUCAGCUGUCUGGAGGGGACUCUCAGGACCAGGGGUCUGACCAGGCAGGACCUGGGUGACCUCUGCUCCUGCUGUCCCAGAGGUGCGGGCGCGGCCAGAGCCCGGUCAUGCCCAAGACCCACGUCAUCCCUCUGCUCACCCUAAAGAGAAAGUAAGUGUCGGGCUGAUCAGAUUCCCUUUCAGAGAAGUUUUAGCCCCAUUUGCAUAAACCAGAGCCCUGCCUCUCCUGGC